Aureobasidium namibiae CBS 147.97 is the source of this 945-nucleotide messenger RNA. RefSeq lists its product as uncharacterized. Lineage: Eukaryota; Fungi; Ascomycota; Dothideomycetes; Dothideales; Saccotheciaceae. Bases 1 to 945 code for a protein of 314 amino acids. The record is from RefSeq and is a predicted model, not a curated record. The transcript has a single exon.
AUGCCUAUCCUUCUCACCUCUCUCUUGGGCACCGCAGUGGGCUCUGCGGUAGUCUACCUCACAUCUCCUACUCUGGCUGCUGUUCUUGCCGGAUCGACACUUGACUGGAUCACGAUUCACUCCUUAGCGAUCGACGCUCUUUUCGCCAUCCUGAUUUGCUUCUUCAUCCUCUGCUACUUGGAGACUAAGUGGAUCGCUGUCAACCAAUCGUUCCCCUACACUUUCCAUCUCAAGAACAACCUCGGAAAAUCCUCUUUCGAUUUUCAGUUGGUUGUGUUUGAGCUUUGGCAUACGAACAAGCUCAACAGAUAUGGUCAUAUGGUGUGUCUCUUCUGCGAACAGCUUCUAUGGCUAUACAUCAUCAGAAUCACGUUUGGGUUAUCUGGUCUGGCAUUGACAAACAUCGCUUUGGGCAUGCAAGCCUUCUCUUUCGGAGACUUCAGACUUGGCGUUGGAACCGCCGUCUUCAAUGCUGCUUACUCAUUACUCGGCAUGUGGGCCUUUGAUAGAUUCGCACCAGUGGCCGCGAUCGACAUUUCCAAGAUCGCGCUCUUCUGGGUGGUGGUUGUGCGCACCGCUGUACACGCUGCUGAGCCAUUACCCCCAGUCUACGACAGCGAGACCGACUCGUUCGGUGAAACCUGGGGCGAUGACGGCUAUCAUCUGAUCUUCAAGAAGCCCUUCUCUGCUCUUUGGUUGUUCGUUCUUGGCAUUGUUUCCGAGCUUGCUUCUGGUGUGCCUGGGCGUCUCUUUGGUACUGCUCUCUACAAGGCUCUCUACCGUGCUGGUGGUUUCCGCAGCAGCACACUCAAGGGUGUUGAUACUGCCAGAGAAGAAGCUCUCUCGACGCUUGUGAACGGCUGGGCAUCAAACGAGAUGCUCGCGCCCUACUUCCUUAAAUCGUCUUCCGUGGCUCCUGUGGAGAAGCUGCCUCUCGAGUGUUGA